CAAGAAUUUAAACUGUUCUGAAAAUCCAAGAUGUCAGCGCCCAUGUAGCAACAACAUUUUUAUUUUAAAGACUAUAACACAGAGACAAUGGCUUUACUAUCCACAUGGUUGACGAGGAGUUGUCAGAGACUUUCAGUGUUACCAUUUAGAUACAUGAGUACAGGACAUGCAGGAGUGGAAGCCAGUCACAAUUCAUUUGAAGUAGCAAGACCCUCACUGACAGCCGUGACAAAAAAUUUUGAUAUCCAAAGGGUAACAAUUCAGAACUUUCAACAGAAUAAAUAUCCUGAGAUCUCGUUGAUACAGACAUUGCCUUUGACAACAGACACAUUAGUUUAUCAGUGCCCUUCCAAAACAAAACCACACAAGGAAAUUUUAGACAUCAGAAAUACAGUUGGAAUGUAUGAGUGUCCAAAUGCAGCAAGAGCUGAUAUAGAUUUUAUUUUACCCACAAUGCAGUUCUUUAAUGACCUUAACAUUGACAGAGAAUGUCCAGGGAUUGAGAAACCAGAAAAGCUAGCAAGGAAAAAAGUUAGAAAGCUGUACAGGCUGAUGAGAAUUCGUGAGAGAAUGCACAAUAGGCAUAGGUUGAAAAGAUAUCGUAAAAAGUUGAAGUUUUUGUUUAUUAAACUAAAAAGAGAUAAAUUGGCUAAAAAAGAAGCCAAACUUCAAGCUGAGAUUAAAGGAAUGUAUGAUGCUGUAGAAAGUUAUGAUCCCUUAGCUAGAAUAAGAGAAGAGAUUGCACUGGCAAGAAAGGGAGGAUUCAGGAUAGAUCUAUUUGGAAAUGGCAAAAAUGACAAAUAAACAAGAUUUAUCAUUAUCAAAAUUUACAAUCAAGCAGUUGAAAAUUUAUUGUAUGCUAUAUAACAUGUAUAAUAAUGUUUGAAGUUUAUGUAACAUCAUUUUAGUUCAAAUUU
This is a messenger RNA of Mytilus trossulus (common blue mussel), 917 nucleotides long. RefSeq lists its product as uncharacterized. The transcript is spliced from 3 exons. The record is from RefSeq and is a predicted model, not a curated record. Bases 88 to 804 code for a protein of 238 amino acids. NCBI's taxonomy places the organism in Eukaryota, Metazoa, Mollusca, Bivalvia, Mytilida, Mytilidae.